Molecule: messenger RNA, 933 nt
Organism: Cajanus cajan (pigeon pea)
Lineage: Eukaryota; Viridiplantae; Streptophyta; Magnoliopsida; Fabales; Fabaceae
Source: RefSeq, a predicted model, not a curated record
CCACUCUACAACUCUCACUCACCUCAUAACCAAAGCAUCAACAUCAUCAUUCAGCAAUUAUAAAUACUUGAAAACUAGUAUAGCUAGAGACAUCACUACACCACCCUUCAUAGUUUGUUGUUGUAAUACUAGAGCUUCUUUAUCUACCUUGUUCUUGGCUUUGUUACUUUCGAAAACUACAUUGCACGCAACAUGGCUGCAUCUUGGUCAUGUUGUCUACUUGCACUGCUUCUUUUUGUGUCAGCUAUUGUAUCAGAGAGUAGAGUGGCGAGGAAGGACUUGGGCCUGGACCUUGGUGGGCUGGGGGUUGGGCUUGGAGUAGGGGUGGGCCUGGGGAUAGGAGGUGGCAGUGGCUCUGGAGCUGGAGCUGGAGCAGGGUCUGGUUCUGGUUCUGGUUCUAGUUCCAGCUCUGCCUCAAGUUCAGCUUCUUCAUCUUCUAGUUCUGGGUCUGGCUCCGGAGCUGGCUCCGAAGCUGGUUCAUAUGCAGGCUCUCGGGCCGGUUCAGGAUCAGGAAGAAGUCAAGGAAGGGGAGGUGGCGGAGGCGGUGGAGGCGGCGGAGGUGGUGGUGGUGGAGGCUCAGGCCAGGGCUAUGGUCAUGGUGAGGGUUAUGGCUAUGGUGGGGGUUACGGUCGAGGAGGUGGUGAUUAAAGAAAUUAUAAUAUGGUUUACUUUAGUUAAAGAAAAUGAUCAUUUUAAGUGUUUUGUGUAAUAAAUAAGUAGUAUGCAUGGCCUGUACUCUACCAAAAUAAUAAACAUGUAAGGUGGUGUACACCAUCCUGUGUGUUUUUGUUGAAGUGAAUUUCAGUUUGAGUCCACCUAUUUCAUGAUUUCCAUUUCAGCUUGUAAUGUGGCACAUCUUUAAUAAACUAAUUCCUCCAGCCAAAGAGGAAUAUGUGUUGGAGAGACAUUGGUUAAAUUGUUUCUGUUCGUAUC